Messenger RNA from Gigantopelta aegis, 9691 nucleotides. RefSeq names its product mucin-3A-like. The record is from RefSeq and is a predicted model, not a curated record. The coding region runs from base 338 to 9691 and encodes 3117 amino acids. Lineage: Eukaryota; Metazoa; Mollusca; Gastropoda; Neomphalida; Peltospiridae. Gene Ontology annotation, molecular function: protein binding. Gene Ontology annotation, cellular component: plasma membrane. The transcript has a single exon.
AACAUAAUCAUAAUGUUUGCUUUGUGUAGUUUUUAUUUUGCGUGUUGGCCGGAGAAACGCACCAUUCACUGUGGUCACGUACAGUUAAACGUCUCACAAAUCGAAUAUUUAUUAUCAAUAUCACCAAGGUAUCACAAGAUGUUAUAGGAUAGGCUACGCAGAGGACGGAUAUUUUUUAACUUCGAACCUCGAUACACCGUGAGAAAGUCUAAAACUAUCGGCGAAUAAAGUGUCCAGGAUUAAAUAUUUUAAAAUAUAUCUUUUAAAAAUCUUGGAGUGGCUAAUAUAGUAUAAAACCCACCAAAAGGAUUUUAGUGUGUAGUAACUCCUGUAUUAGAUGACCAUGGAACAGGCAGUGACUAAACGCGUGCUGCUAUUGUGUUGUAUUAUUCUUCAUGUCCAUGGAUCAACUUCAACAACGCCGUCUUCAACACCGGCCUGUCCUCAACUGUGUUCUGUUUGCGAGGUCGACCCAGCGACGUCAGUUGUGACCAGAGCCGAGUGUUCUUUGACCAACCCCAUCUACGUGGCCGACACCGUUCACGACUUGGUGAUCGACAGCUACAGCUUCAGAAGCAAUGAGCUAACGAGCUUUCACCUGCAAGGGAAGGUAGGGCUGGAAAGUCUUCAGGUGAGCCGUUGUAAUCUUGAGCGUAUACGUUUAGAUACAUUUAAUACUUCCCACAACAUAACACGUCUUCUCUUAGAUGGUAACAGCUUUAGUCCACUGAACAGUACAGUGCUGGACCCAGCAGCUCUGCUGCCACUCGUAAUGUUGAGAGAACUAUCUCUUGCCAACAACAGCAUUUAUUUGAUCCAGGACUUUUAUUUUAAUAUGAGUCUGACAUCCUUGCAGACACUGGAUCUGGCACUGAAUAAUUUGGCCAUUAUUGGCAAUAAUGUCUUUUCAGGCUUGGCUUCCCUUCUUGAACUGAAUCUGUCUAACAAUGGCCUAUUAGUAAUUAACAGAACCACAUUUGACUCUCUUCUUUCACUGUCUGACUUGGAUCUUUCACACAACAUGCUAGCCAGUCUUCCGAUCAACGUAUUUAGUGGAAUGCCCAAUCUUAUGGCUGUUAAUUUGCAAAACAACACGAUCAGGAAUGUUUCUGAAGAGGCCUUCUGGGGAACUAAUCUAGCAUCAAUAAACCUGCAGUCAAACUAUUUAUUUCAAGUUCCAGCAGUAGCAUUGCAGUCUGUAGCGACGACACUACGAUCUAUAAACCUGAAGGAAAAUAGAAUAUCUCAGUUACAUGCAUAUAGCCUCAGUUCUCUCAGUCUAGACCUCUUAGACUUGAGUCAGAAUUCAUUAUCAGUCAUUGAUGCAAAGGCCUUUGAAAACAGUACCAUUACCAUCAUUAAUCUAGAAAAUAACAACUUGCUAUAUUUACCACCUGACCUGCAUGCAUUUUUCUCAUCUGCACAAAGUGUAUAUCUCGGAGGCAAUCCUUGGAUCUGUGACUGCAGUUCUUUGUGGCUUGCACAGUUCAUCAGAGAUGCAGGUUCCAAUUUUCUGAAAUACAAACAGUCUGAGAAUGCUUCUGAUCCACAAUGCUAUUUUCCAGUGCCCUUUCAAAAUAGAACGCUGGGAGAGGCAGCAGUUGAUUUAGAAUCCAUGUGUCUCACUACCACACCGGCAUUUACAUCACCAACUGCAAUGGCAAAUGAUUCAUCAACUACGGCAGAGCCAUCACUAUGUCCAGAUACAUGCACUGUGUGCGAGAAGGAUCCAGUUAAUGGCAAGUUGUUCACAGCUGUCUGUUCUACAGUCCACCCAUCAUACAUCAGUGAUGAUGUGGUGCAUCUGCUUCUGUCUGACUAUUCCUUCAGAAGUGGCACACUUACUCAAAUUGAUUUGGAAAAUAAAAUACAUCUGGAAGAAGUUGGCUUAAACAAUUGUCAGCUUUCUGUAAUAACAUCUGGCGCCUUUGCAAAUUCUCAAAAUCUAACAUCACUGCAACUGAAUAACAAUAUGUUCAGUGGUAUAUCAUCAGAUAUGCUGUCGAGUGUUUCGGGGUUAAAAGAAUUGUUUCUGGAGAACAACCAAAUCUCAAACAUUGCGAGUGGAUCGUUUAAUAACAUGACGGUACUGAACAUUCUAACUCUUGCGAGUAACAACCUUACCACAAUCGAUGGUGGGGAGUUUCAAGGAUUGAUCUCUCUUGAUUACCUUAGCCUUUCAAGAAACACACUCUAUAAUAUUAGUGCAAAUGCUUUCACACCACUGACGUAUCUCCAAACUCUAGACGUCUCGUUCAAUAACUUAGUUUAUCUAGAACCAAAUCACUUUUCAUAUCUGCCCAAUCUGCAAGUUUUGAAUUUGCAAGGGAACAUGAUCACUUCCAUUUCAGACUUCUCUUUUGAUAGAACUAGGAUAGCAUCCUUAGAUCUCAAAUCAAACAAGUUAACCCAGAUUCCCACAGCAGCCAUUCGGUCUGUUGCUACAACGCUCAAAGAUCUAGAUCUAUCAGACAAUCAAAUGACACAUAUUGAUGUCAGUGCCUUUAGUUCCCUUAAUCUGGACUUACUAGACUUGAGUCAGAAUUCGUUAUCAUCCGUUGAUGCAAUUGCCUUUGAAAACAGUACCAUUACCAUCAUUAAUCUAGAAAAUAACAACUUACCAUAUUUACCACCUGACCUGCAUGCAUUCUUCUCAUCUGCACAAAGUGUAUAUCUCGGCGGCAAUCCUUGGAUCUGUGACUGCAGUUCUUUGUGGCUUGCACAGUUCAUCAGAGAUGCAGGUUCCAAUUUUCUGAAAUACAAACAGUCUGAGAAUGCUUCUGAUCCACGGUGUUAUUUUCCAGUGUCCUUGCAAAACAGAACAUUGGGAGAGACAGCCGUUGAUCUGGAAAAUAUGUGUCUUAAUUCGACUACCAACAUAACAUCCACUGACGUCACACCGAUCAUAAAUGCAUCAUCUGAAACCACAAUAGAAACGUCAACAUCUGUCAGCUAUUGUCCAUCAACGUGUUUUGUAUGUGAGCGUGAUCUUGUUACUGGUGACGUUAUUAAAGUUAAAUGCACUGGGAUAAAUCCAAUAUACAUCCCAAACACAGUGCAAGAAAUGGAACUAUCCGAUUAUCCUUUACGAUAUGGGAUUCUCAGCAGUGACAUUUUGUCAAACAAACCUAAUCUGCAAUAUCUCAUGCUUCAAAAUUUUGGAAUAAAGACAAUCACCAGUGAUGCCUUUCAUAAUGUCACUUCACUAGCGAGACUCUACUUAAAUAACAACAGUAUAUCUAAUAUUCAGUCCGGCGCUUUUCAAACCCUUGCCGAUCUCAAGGAACUUAAUUUAGCUGCCAAUUCUUUGACAAGUGUCGGUGAUAAUUAUUUCUUAGGACUAUCAAAUUUGAUGUUUUUAUCUCUUUCUGACAACUUUAUAACUAAUAUUUCAACAAAUUCAUUCAGACCUCUGGAGAAUAUAACUGGAAUAUUCCUCGCCUCAAAUCAGAUUCAUUUCUAUGAUGCAUCAGUAUUUUCUGGUUUAUCUACUUUGCGUAUGGUUGACAUGCAUAACAAUUAUCUCACCUUUGUUCCACCCACGUCCUUCUUGGGUACCUCACUCGAACUUCUGGAUCUGUCCUUUAACCAAUUACUGAAUGUUCCAGCUGAAGCUAUUAAAUACGUGUCAGGCACUCUUCAGGAUCUCCUUCUGGGCAACAACCAAAUAACAACACUAGAACCUAAUACGUUCGAAGGAUUCCAUUUCAAUUCUUUGGAACUCGGUAACAACAAUAUAUCUCUAGUGGAUACCCUUACAUUCAGUAACUGCUCAUCCAUUGUUACUGACCUUAGGCAUAAUGAACUUAAAACACUGCCCAUUGAAUUCGUGUCUUUUUACAACCAACCAUCCAGUGUUUACAUAGGGAACAAUCCUUGGUUGUGCAGCUGUGAUACGUUCUGGCUUAUACAGUUUGUUGAUGAACACGCUGCGUUAUCCAAUUUUAAUAAGUACAAAGAGUUUGAGUCCUCCCCAGAUCCUGUGUGUAGGGAACCAGCUGAAUAUAACAAUCUAGCAUUCCCACAGGUUGCACGGUCGUUAGAAUCACAGUGUAUGUCUACCACUACAGUGUCAUCAACAACUACAUAUAUGGGUCAAACAAACAUAGAUUCAAGCAUAUCAGAUAUAGCUAGCACAUACCCAAGCAUCUCUACUACAGAUCUGGGAAUAACAAACACAUACCCAAGCAUGUUCACUACAGACAAUAGCGUGUCCACCACCUAUAAUAGUGUAACUAACACCUACCCAAGCGUGUCCACCACAUAUAAUGGUGUGACUGAUACCUACCCAAGCGUGUCCACCACAUUUAAUGGUGUAACUGACACCUACCCAAGCGUGUCCUCCACAUAUCAUGGUGUGACUGGUACCAACCCAAGCGUGUCCACUACAGAUAAUAGCGUUACGAACACCUACCCAAGCGUGUCCACCACAUAUAAUGGCGUAACUAACACCUACCCAAGCGUGUCCACCACCUAUAAUGGUGUGACUGAUACCUACCCAAGCGUGUCCACCACAUAUAAUGGUGUAACUACCACCUACCCAAGCUUGUCCAACACAGAUAAUAGUGUAACUACCACCUACCCAAGCGUGUCCACCACCUAUAAUGGUAUAACUACCACCUACCCAAGCAUGUCCACCACAGAUACUGGUGUAACUACCACCUACCCAAGCGUGUCCACCACCUAUAAUGGUGUAACUAACAUCUACCCAAGCGUGUCCACCACAGAUAGUGGUAUAACUAACACCUACCCAAGCGUGUCAACUACAGAUAAUGGUGUAACUACCACCUACCCAAGCGUGUCCACCACAGACAAUGGUAUAACCACCACCUACCCAAGUGUGUCCACCAUAGAUAAUGGUGUAACUACCACCUACUCAAUCGUGUCCACGACUGACAAUGGUAUAACCACCACCUACCCAAGUGUGUCCACUACAGAUAAUAGUGUAACUACCACCUACCCAAGCAUCUCCACUACAUAUAAUGGUGUGACUACCACCUACCCAAGCGUUUCCACCACAGAUAAUGGUGUGACGGACACCUACCCAAGCGUGUCCACCACAUAUAAUGGUGUGACUGGUACGUACCCAAGUGUGUCCACCACAGACAAUGGUGUAACUACCACCUAUCCAAGCGUGUCCACCACAGAUAAUGGUGUAACUACCACCUACCCAAGCGUGUCCACCACAGAUAAUGGUGUAACUACCACCUACCCAAGCGUGUCCACCACCUAUAAUGGUAUAACUACCACCUACCCAAGCGUGUCCACCACAGAUAAUGGUAUAACAACCACCUACCCAAGCGUGUCCACCACAGAUAAUGGUAUAACAACCACCUAUUCAAGCGUGUCCACAACAGAUAAUGGUGUAACUACCACCUACCCAAGCGUGUCCACCACAGACAAUGGUAUAACCACCACCUACCCAAGUGUGUCCACCACAGAUAAUGGUGUAACUACCACUUACCCAAGUGUGUCCAUUACAGAUAAUAGUGUAAUUACCACCUACCCAAGCGUGUCCACUACAUAUAAUGGUGUAAUUACCACCUAUCCAAGCUUGUCCACCACAGAUAAUGGUAUAACUACCACCUACCCAAGCGUGUCCACCACAGAUAAUGGUGUGACUACCACCUACCCAAGCGUUUUGACCACAGAUAAUGGUGUGACUGACACCUACCCAAGUGUGUCCACCACAUAUAAUGGUGUGACUGGUACGUACCCAAGUGUGUCCACCACAGAUAGUGGUAUAACUAACAUCUACCCAAGCGUGUCCACCACAGAUAAUGGUGUAACUAACAUCUACCCAAGCGUGUCCACCACAGACAAUGGUAUAACUACCACCUACCCAAGCGUGUCCACCACAGAUAAUGGUGUAACUAACAUCUACCCAAGCGUGUCCACCACAGACAAUGGUGUAACUACCACCUACCCAAGCGUGUCCACCACAGAUAAUGGUGUAACUACCACCUACCCAAGCGUGUCCACCACAGAUAAUGGUGUAACUAACAUCUACCCAAGCGUGUCCACCACAGACAAUGGUAUAACUACCACCUACCCAAGCGUGUCCACCACAGAUAAUGGUAUAACUACCACCUACCCAAGCGUUUUCACCACAGAUAAUGGUGUGACUACCACCUACCCAAGCGUUUUCACCACAGAUAAUGGUGUGACUGACACCUACCCAAGUGUGUCCACCACAUAUAAUGGUGUGACUGGUACGUACCCAAGCGUGUCCACCACAGAUAAUGGUGUGACUACCACCUACCCAAGCGUUUUCACCACAGAUAAUGGUGUGACUGACACCUACCCAAGUGUGUCCACCACAUAUAAUGGUGUGACUGGUACGUACCCAAGCGUGUCCACCACAGAUAGUGGUAUAACUAACAUCUACCCAAGCGUGUCCACCACAGAUAAUGGUGUAACUAACAUCUACCCAAGCGUGUCCACCACAGACAAUGGUAUAACUACCACCUACCCAAGCGUGUCCACCACAGAUAAUGGUGUAACUAACAUCUACCCAAGCGUGUCCACCACAGACAAUGGUAUAACUACCACCUACCCAAGCGUGUCCACCACAGACAAUGGUAUAACCACCACCUACCCAAGCGUGUCCACCACAGAUAAUGGUGUAACUAACAUCUACCCAAGCGUGUCCACCACAGACAAUGGUAUAACUACCACCUACCCAAGCGUGUCCACCACAGACAAUGGUAUAACCACCACCUACCCAAGCGUGUCCACCACAGAUAAUGGUGUGACUACCACCUACCCAAGCGUUUUCACCACAGAUAAUGGUGUGACUGACACCUACCCAAGUGUGUCCACCACAUAUAAUGGUGUGACUGGUACGUACCCAAGUGUGUCCACCACAGAUAAUGGUAUAACUAACAUCUACCCAAGCGUGUCCACCACAGAUAAUGGUGUAACUAACAUCUACCCAAGCGUGUCCACCACAGACAAUGGUAUAACUACCACCUACCCAAGCGUGUCCACCACAGAUAAUGGUGUAACUAACAUCUACCCAAGCGUGUCCACCACAGACAAUGGUAUAACUAACAUCUACCCAAGCGUGUCCACCACAGACAAUGGUAUAACUACCACCUACCCAAGCGUGUCCACCACAGACAAUGGUAUAACCACCACCUACCCAAGCGUGUCCACCACAGAUAAUGGUGUAACUAACAUCUACCCAAGCGUGUCCACCACAGACAAUGGUAUAACUACCACCUACCCAAGCGUGUCCACCACAGAUAAUGGUAUAACUACCACCUACCCAAGUGUGUCCACCACAGAUAAUGGUGUAACUAACAUCUACCCAAGCGUGUCCACCACAGAUAAUGGUGUGACUACCACCUACCCAAGCGUGUCCACCACAGAUAAUGGUGUGACUGACACCUACCCAAGUGUGUCCACCACAGAUAAUGGUGUGACUGACAUCUACCCAAGCGUGUCCACCACAGAUAAUGGUGUAACUACCACCUAUCCAAGCGUGUCCACCACAGAUAAUGUUGUAACUACCACCUACCCAAGCGUGUCCACUACAGAUAAUGGUAUAACCACCACCUACCCAAGUGUGUUCACUACAGAUAAUGGUAUAACUACCACCUACCCAAGCGUGUCCACCACAGAUAGUGGUAUAACUAACACCUACCCAAGCGUGUCAACUACAGAUAAUGUUGUAACUACCACCUACCCAAGCGUGUCCACCACAGAUAAUGGUAUAACCACCACCUACCCAAGCGUGUCCACCACAGAUAAUGGUAUAACUACCACCUACCCAAGCGUGUCCACCACAGAUAGUGGUAUAACUAACACCUACCCAAGCGUGUCAACUACAGAUAAUGGUGUAACUACCACCUACCCAAGCGUGUCCACCACAGAUAAUGGUGUAACUACCACCUACCCAAGCGUGUCCACCACAGAUAAUAGUAUAACAACCACCUACCCAAGCGUGUCCACAACAGAUAAUGGUGUAACUACCACCUACCCAAGCAUGUCCACAACAGAUAAUGGUGUAACUACCACCUACCCAAGCGUGUCCACCACAGAUAAUGGUGUAACUACCACCUACCCAAGCGUGUCCACCACAGAUAAUGGUGUAACUACCACCUACCCAAGCGUGUCCACAACAGAUAAUGGUGUAACUACCACCUACCCAAGCGUGUCCACAACAGAUAAUGGUGUAACUACCACCUACCCAAGCGUGUCCACCACAGAUAAUGGUGUAACUACCACCUACCCAAGCGUUUCCACCACAGAUAAUGGUGUAACUACCACCUACCCAAGCGUGUCCACCACAGAUAAUGGUGUAAUUACCAUCUACCCAAGCGUGUCCACAACAGAUAAUGGUGUAACUACCACCUACCCAUCCACAACCACCACCAGCAUUCCACCAUCCACAACCACCACCAAUAUUGUACCAUCCUCAACAACCAGCAUGCCAUCUUCCACAACCACCACCAGCAUACCAUCAUCCACAACCACCACCAGCAUACCAUCAUCCACAACCACCACCAGCAUACCACCAUCCACAACCACCACUAGCAUACCAUCAUCCACAACCACCACCAGCAUACCACCAUCCACAACCACCACUAGCAUACCACCAUCCACAACCACCACCAGCAUUCCAUCAAUAACAUCCACCACCAGCAUACCAUCUUCCACAACCACCACCAGCAUUCCAACAUCCACAACAACCACCAGCAUACCAUCAUCCACAACAACCACCAGCGUACCAUCAUCCAAAACCACCACUAGCAUACCAUCAUCCACAACUACCACCAGCAUUCCACCAUCCACAACCACCACCAGCGUUACAUCAUCCACCACCACCAUCAACAUGCCAUCAUCCACAACCAUUACCAACAUACCAUCAUCCACAACCACCACCAGCAUUCCAACAUCCGCAACAACCACUAGCAUUCCAACAUCCACAACCACAACCAGCAUUCCAUCAUCCACAACCACCACCAGCAUUCCAACAUCCACAACAACCACCAGCAUUCCAACAUCCACAACCACAACCAGCAUGCCAUCAUCCACAACAACCACCAGCAUUCCAACAUCCACAACCACAACCAGCAUAUCAUCAUCCAGAACAACCACCAGCAUUCCAACGUCCACAACCACCACCAGCAUUCCAACGUCCACAACCACGGCUGUUUCUGGCAUGACUAAGAGCACAGUGAGUACCGUGCCUGGAACGUCCACAGGAACAACGAUUGGUGCAGUGCUCGGUUCGCUUGGUGCCCUGUCGGCGCUGGGCGCACUAGUGUUUGCAUUUCGAAAAUGCAAUCUGUACGCCAAGCUGUGUCGCAGAAAGUCCCUAUUGCCUAGACACACACCACCCAACUCUGUUCAGCCGACACCGUCGUCCGCCAAUCCAGUAUCAAACACUAGUGCAGCGACCAGAGCAGACCCAGGACAUGCCAAACAGACCGAGUGUAAGAACGAUGACAAGACGUCAAAUACGAAAGAUGACCAGACGACAGAUAAGAAAGAUGACAAGACGUCAAAUAAGAAAGAUGACCAGACGACAGAUAAGAAAGAUGACAAGACGUCAAAUAAGAAAGAUGACCAGACGACAGAUAAGAAAGAUGACAAGACGUCAAAUAAGAAAGAUGAGAAGAAAAGGUCAGGAUCUCAUUCGUCGAUCAGAAGCAAUCCUUCCUUACCGCCAGUCGAGAUAUAA